AUGGCGUCAGGCCUGCCCGGUGUUGUUCUCUUGGCCUUACUAUGUGCCACACUGGUUGCCUUUGUAUCAGCUGAUAGUAAACACUGUCUGGCCUACACGGACUCAGAUGGCCAGUAUCAUCCAUAUGAGCGAUGUUACGAAGGUUUUUGCUGUGGUACCUGCGACUCCAAAAGAUGCUGCAGGAAUAGUGUGUUUCGCUUGACAGAGGAUAGUCAAGAAGAAUGUGAUUACCAUCCACUCCUGGAAACCUCCUCCUCGGUGUUGGGGUCCGUGAUUGGCGUCGUCGUCCUUGUGGUGGUGGUGCUCAUCAGCUGCUGCGUGUGUCCCUGCUGUUGCCUUUACAAGAUUUGCCGCAAGCCACGCCCGGUAAUUGCAACCACCACUCACACCACCGUUGUGACAGGCACUCCUCAGCAUUACCCCCAGCAACCAGUGAUGACAGCACAGCCCUAUCAAGGGGGUUCAUAUCCAGCCUACCAGCCGGUACCAGCGCAGCCCGGAUACGGAGGCCAGCCUAUCCCUCCUCAGGGUUAUCCACCUCAGCCCAUGCCUGCUAUGCCUCACCCAGUCCAGCCUUUUACACCUGGACCACCGCCAACAUAUCAGGAAGCUACCGGCCCGGCCUACCCUCCCAACCCGAUGCCUUACAGCCAGGCUGCAUUCACCCCCGGACAGCCAUCCUAUCCCAUGCAGCCGCCGAUGCAGCAGCCUGCCGUACAGCCCCCUGUGCAGCCACAGGCCAACGCACCUGCAGCACAAGUAGACUAUUUGGCUCAGCCGGCGUACAACCCUGAUUUUGUCUCCCCGCCACCCAAGAUGGGAUAA
Molecule: messenger RNA, 825 nt
Organism: Nerophis lumbriciformis (worm pipefish)
Lineage: Eukaryota; Metazoa; Chordata; Actinopteri; Syngnathiformes; Syngnathidae
Source: RefSeq, a predicted model, not a curated record